Molecule: messenger RNA, 2583 nt
Organism: Aureobasidium subglaciale EXF-2481
Lineage: Eukaryota; Fungi; Ascomycota; Dothideomycetes; Dothideales; Saccotheciaceae
Exons: 2
Coding region: 1-2583 (860 amino acids)
Source: RefSeq, a predicted model, not a curated record
AUGGACUUUUGGACGAAACUCAUCAGCGGCGUGAGCAAGCCCAAGUCUGCCCCGGCAGCUGCGUCCAGUCCGCAACAACGCCUACAACGUUUCCGUCGAGCAUACAAUCCCAUCCUGCAACUAUGUGGUCGACCGCAGACCCUGGCCUCGCAUGGCCCCGCCCUCGACCAGCUCUAUUCCUCGCUGCAAAACAUCACCGCAUUACUCGCUGAAGAGAGCCGUACCCCUGCUCCACACCUGUGUCUCAACUUUGCUCAAUCCUCUCAGAUCUACAGCGUAGUCGCUCGCGCUGCCUCGACCUCUCGCGAUGAACGCCUGGUCCGUCAGGCCAUCCUCUUGUUCAGUUUACUGCUGGAGAGCGAGGACGAAGAUUUCGUCGCUUCCAAUGCCUUUGCCAGGUCCUUUAUGCGUUUCGCCUCGAAGGUCAUAGACUCGAACUCUGGCGGCUUUGGCGAAGACAUCGAGGCAGACGUCGUCGAGCUUCUAUUUGCUGUCGUUGCGAAGAUCCGCAUCCAGCCCGACAUCCUCUCCGUCUGGUUCUCUUCGUCAGCGAACAACAAUGCUUCCCACAAGGACUCCACUCACUUUGCUGGGCAGACCCAAAAGGAUGACUUCCCUUUAUGCUAUCUCUUGAUUGAUCGCAUUCAUCAUGAUGGUCGUAUAGGUGACUUUGCGCGUACUGGUCUGCUAUACAUCUUCGAAGCUAUAUCAUACUCUACAAACCUCGAGAAUUGGAUCAUCGACAGUGACCUGCCUACCUUGAUGGCUUCAGGUCUCGGCGCCCUAUACAGCCAGCUGAGUCGUGAGUUGUCUAUAUUGCAUGACCAUGAUCGCCUACCCAUAAUUCUUGCUCUCUCGGACUAUGUCGAUGCUCAGCAAUUCUCGUCCACCGAGAGCAUUUUCUCCCCAACCCACGCCACUCACAUGGCCACGUUCCUCUCCCACCUGGCCUUUUGGCAAGAUGUUUUGGAACACUGCAAAUCCGAAAGUGUCAAGACCACUCUUUUGGACCACUUUCGAAUUCUCUUCCUACAACAACUUCUAUAUCCAUCGCUGCUACAGUCUUCUGAUACCGAUGGAGGCUCUUCUGUCGCUGUUCUCACCUAUCUCUCCAACAUUUUCGAAUCUCUCGACCAUCCUGACUUGACACGGAUGACCCUGCAGUAUCUCUUAGCCAUCACUAAUGAUGAACAGCCUGAGCCUAUCUCCCCGACUGCUUAUCGAAGGCAGAGUACGCUUAUGUUGAUGACUCAAGUCGGCGACGAGGAAGACAAAUUUGAGCCUACGUUGUUCAGUCUGGUCGAUCUCAUACGCAAUGGUGUCACGUCGCAAAAUCCACAGACCGUCGUCGCGGCUUUGAAGCUGUCGUCCAUCAUGCUGACGAGGCAUCGCGGAUAUGCCAUCUCCACCCUUUUGCAAUCAAAGUCGGUUUUGUCGCCCGAGGACACAAGAACCGUCCAAGCAUUAUGCAUCGAGACGGACGACCUCAUUCAGAUUGCGAGAGACCUUGGCGGAGAGCCCGACAUGGAUGAGGCUUAUGCCACGGCCUGUCAAGAUAUAACCAUUCCCUUGGAAAUCCAAAUGUCAAAUAGAGCUCAUGGAGAGACCUCUGUUUUGAAAUUGUUGCCUCACGAUCCCUACGUUCGAUCGAUUGCAGAGCUUUUUGCAUCCUUCUUUACGAACAGCGUGGAUGUGAAUCUCGCCGUGACAGAGGCCACGAUCUGUCUGGCGUCAUGUGCUGAGGUGGGCCUUGAUGAGUGGCUUGCGGUACCUAGGACGGAGUAUCAGGCCACUGCACUCGAGCCGACGUUCGACAGUGCUAGUCUAGACGUGGAAGAAGCCGAGAGUCUACGUCUGCUGUUGUCCAUGUACUCUCAGCAGCGCCGACGAGACUCCUCAGACCCUCUACUGCUUGCAGUGUUGCGUACCCUAAAGCAUCAGGUCGACAGCAUACGUUCUGACCAUCCAAUCAUCGACUAUCUGAUCGAAAAACGUGUUGCAAUUCUGGGUGGUGCUGGUCGGGAAGACUCGCUGAGCCAGCCCAAAGGUGCCCAUCUAUCCAAUAGACAAUCCACCGAAUCUUCAAGACCAAGCGACAAUCGCCAGAUACAGCGUCUUCAGGUAGGAUCGAGGCAAGGGUCAACAUCACGCGAGUCUAGUGUUUCUAGGUCGUCAUCGCAUGCGCAAGCGAGAGAUGGUUCGUUAUCAAAUGUGCCUCCAAGAUCUAGUUCACUCCCGCAGACAUCCCAGGGUCAGCAACAUAAUUCGAUAUUCAGGCCGCCACCACCAGAAUCACCCGAGGACGAAAACUUGACUGUCGAUAUUGUCUCGGGACAUGUUGAGUCCAAGCAGAACGAAGCGCAAACACUCAGAAGCAAGAUUCGGUUUGCUCCCAGCGCUUCUCAAACCAACAACUUGAUCUCCGAGUAUUUCACGACUCAAGACAGGGACAGUCUUGAAGUCCGAGAAGCUACUCUAAGCCAUGUUGUGACAAACAUAGUCAUCUUGCAACAUUUCGUUGUGGAACUCGCCGCAGUGAUGAGGACUCGCGCAAUCGUUUUCGAAGAGGUUGCAUUCACAUGA